Molecule: messenger RNA, 2375 nt
Organism: Cryptotermes secundus
Lineage: Eukaryota; Metazoa; Arthropoda; Insecta; Blattodea; Kalotermitidae
Product: palmitoyltransferase ZDHHC3
Exons: 7
Coding region: 331-1194 (287 amino acids)
Biological process (GO): protein targeting to membrane; peptidyl-L-cysteine S-palmitoylation
Cellular component (GO): Golgi apparatus; endoplasmic reticulum
Molecular function (GO): protein-cysteine S-palmitoyltransferase activity
Source: RefSeq, a predicted model, not a curated record
CCAAAAUAGUUGAAUAUUGAACUGCGACUAGACAUAGGAGAUUGUUUGUAAUUAUAUGCAAUUGUUCUCACAUGCAUUACGGUUAUUAUUGCAGUGAACAGUCUGCAGAAGUACUGAAAUACCAGCAUAAAUCUAUACAUUUAUAAGUUUAAAAACUUCAAGGAGAAAAUGUGGUACUGAAAUGAAAUUUCAGAAUCAGUAUUGGAAAGCUAGGUGUCAUGGCAUAAAAAGAUUGAGGCAAUUACACAGUGAAGUAAUAAGACCAGAAACAAUUGUAUCAUGGCAUAAUAGAAUUGCUUCGCAGUUUGAAGGAUAACAAAAAGCCGAUAAAUGAUGGAAUAUGAGUACUCUGCUUUUAGAAGAGAGGCAGAUGUACAUAACAGAUGUUGUGGAGGAUGGGUAUGGUGUAUUAAGGAUAUUUGCGGUGUUAUUUGUGCGAUUCUGACAUGGCUGCUGAUUUUGUAUGCAGAGUUUGUUGUAAUGAUGGUAAUGCUACUACCAAGCCCGUACCCAGUCUACAGUACAAUAAAUAUUUUCAUAUUCCAGACGUUUGCAUUCCUGGCAUUUGCGUCACAUUUAAGAGCAAUGUUUACAGACCCAGGUGCGGUGCCAAAAGGAAAUGCAACAAAAGAGAUGAUUCAACAGAUGGGUUUUCGAGAAGGUCAAGUGAUAUUUAAGUGCCCCAAAUGUUGCAGUAUUAAGCCUGAGCGUGCUCAUCACUGUUCAGUAUGCCAGCGAUGCAUUCGAAAAAUGGAUCAUCACUGCCCGUGGGUGAACAACUGUGUUGGUGAGAACAAUCAGAAGUAUUUUGUAUUGUUUACUUUCUACAUUGCAGUGAUCUCAAUCCAUGCAUUGUUCCUGUCAGUGAACCAGUUCAUUAUGUGCAUACGUCAUGAAUGGAAGGAAUGCUCCACAUAUUCUCCACCAGCAACUGUAGUCUUGUUGCUUUUUCUAGUAUUUGAGGCUCUUCUUUUUGCCAUUUUCACAGCUGUUAUGCUUGGAACACAGCUCCAGGCUAUAUGGAAUGAUGAAACGGGAAUUGAGCAGCUGAAGAAAGAAGAGGCCCGCUGGGUGAAGAACUCUCGAUGGAAGAGUAUUCAAGCAGUAUUUGGACGAUUUUCUCUUGCGUGGUUUUCACCUUUCACACGCCCACCAUCUAAAUCCAAACUUGAAAAUUACCUGUAUUCAGUGUAAAGGAACUGUAAUAUAUUCUUAGUAGGAUGUAACCUCUCUUUAAUACCACGUGUACUUUGGUGAAGAUCGUAAGGACUUAUUUUUGGUGAUUAUGCGUAGGUUCCUGGCAUUGCUAACAUAGGUCACUAUGUUGCAUGGGUAAUUGUAGCUACUGUAAGCCAGCCCAGAAAAUUUUCAUGCACAAAACAGUUCUCAUUAUUUUCUGUGAGUCUAAAUUUCCUUUGUUAAUGUGAGGCUAUUUGUGAUUCCACUUGCUUGCUUGGAUCAUUGUUAAUGUUAACUAAACUCACUGAUGAUUUUAUAUAUAAAGACCAGUUUUGUUUAAGAUUUAUGCAUUUCUGUUGUCAGUCUCUUGAAGCAUGUUACUUUAUGGCUAUGCAUUACAUUCCUGUUGGUACUGUAACCAGCAUUAUAACAAGGCUUGCUUUGUUUGUAUUGUACUGUGACAGUUCAUAAUGACCUUUAACCUGAAGAUGACCUGUCUUGUCUCCUGUUAUAGUUUCGUAUAGGGUGUAAUCACCAGAAACUUGGAUGCCUGCGCACAAAGUUCCACAAAGCCAUGUUACAGUUGAUGCCAUUUAGAAAUAAAACAUAAGCAACUUCUUGUAACUUCUUACAAUCACAAUGAUAAACCCUUUUCUUGAACAAUCACACAGUGUCAGUCUCAAUCACAGACGCAGGAUCCUGUCAUCAUAUCACAAAAUGCAAUGUAAUUGUGCCUUAUAGACAUUUUUGGUUUAGAGUAAAAGAUUUAAUAUAACAUUACACUAAUUUCCUCUCAUGUUCUAAAGGCCGCAUCUGUAACCGUUACUAGAUUAGUAAUGUAAAUAAGAGUGAAGGCACUUACUUACAGCAUCUAUUGACAUUCUCUGCACUCAUAAAAUUUUUCUUAUUUCUCAAAAUACUUCUGAAAAGAAGUCUGUAGAAUAAGUGUUUGUUUUAAGUACAUAAGGAAGUCAAAAUUUAUCCCCACUCUUGUUUUUCCAAUUUAUAUACACAAAAGUAGGCGUUGAACAAGUACGUCAGUUUUCCUCUCUUUUCGAUGCCCUUGGUCCAGCGGUCAACAAGCUUGCAUAUUCCCUCCAAGAAGAAGGUCUUCGGUUGGUCGCACAACCAUUUAUGCACCGCUUCCCCCACUUCUUUGUCCGUAGAAAAUCGACAACCUCGCAAAGCAUCUUUGA